GUGCGACUUUGAUAUGAGAUUCACCUCUGUAGUUGCGGGAUGCCAGGGUCGGCACAUGACACAAGGAUAUUUAAGGACACUUUGGUGAAGUAUGCAGCUAAGUUUCCACACCCGCCGAAAGGUAGGUACUAUCUUGUUGAUUCGGGUUAUCCAAAUUGUGAGGGGUAUCUAGCUCCAUACAAGUCGACUAAAUACCAUGUGCCAGAAUUUAUCCAUGGUGACCCCCCCAAUGGUAAAAAAGAAAUCUUUAACCAUGCCCAUUCGUCGCUACGCAAUGUCAUUGAGCGUGCAUUUGGUGUGUUAAAGAUGAAGUGGCAUAUUUUAUUACAUAUGCCAUCUUACCCCUGUGACAAGCAAGCUUUGAUCAUUGUUGCUUGUAUGGCACUUCAUAAUUUUAUCAGGGAUAGCCACUUGAGAGAUAAAGAGUUUGAUAGAUGUGACCGUGAUGAGUACUACAUGCCAGGGGAUCUACUACCUCCACCUACUGGUCGGGUAUCUAACAUUAUGCAUGGUGAUGAUGCUCUCAUGAAAGUAACCAGGGAGAGAAUAGCUGAUGGAUUAUUGGCAGCUACAGAUGAAGUUUAGUUUUACGCACUACUUUCGGGUUAUGGUUGAUGUACGUUUUGCAUGAUGGUUGGUAAUUGAACGUGCAUUUUGGAUGAUGGUUUCAAUUUCUUAAA
Lolium perenne is the source of this 680-nucleotide messenger RNA. The record is from RefSeq and is a predicted model, not a curated record. NCBI's taxonomy places the organism in Eukaryota, Viridiplantae, Streptophyta, Magnoliopsida, Poales, Poaceae.